GAGCCUGGCUUUCGGACCAAGCCACGUGCGGUGGUUCGCAGGUCGGGGCGCCGGGCGAAGCCUCCGGACGGCUCCGUCCAAGCUGAGCCCGGGGUUCGGGGUCCAGGGCUGGAGAUGCGGCUGAGACGAGCGGUUCUUUCCGGCGGGAUCCAGGGACCAGAGUGCGCGCCCGCGCCGUCUUCCUGCAGCCCCUCCAGUCGAGGGGGCCCGACGGGCGGGGUCUCCCCGCAUUCUCACGCCCGGGGCUCCCCGCCCCACCCCCGGGCCCCGCGGGGCGUCACAAAGGCCCGCGGUCCCCACAGCAACUCGGGGACGCCGCGGCGCAAGUCUGGGCGCCCUUGGCUCUGCGCACAGUCGGCCGCACGGCGCCGCCCGCUCCCGGAGGCCGGGCAAACAAUGAGCUUCCAGGUGACAGGCCUAGGCCUGGACAAGAUGAAGCUGGGCAGUCCCCAGUCCUUCCUGGACCAGGAGGAGGCGGAGGAGGCUGAGGAUGGGCAGCUGCUGGAGCCGGAGGCUUGGAGGACCUACCUGGAGCACCGCAACGCGCUGCGUGAGUUCCUGAGCUCGGCCCUGAGCCCCCACCUGCUCAAGCGCCACCACGCCCGCAUGGAGCUGCUCAAGAAGUGCUCCUACUACAUCGAGAUCCUCCCCAAGCACCUGGCCCUGGGCGACCAGAACCCGCUGGUGCUGCCCAGCACCAUGUUCCAGCUCAUCGACCCCUGGAAGUUCCAGCGCAUGAAGAAGGUGGGCACAGCCCAGACCAAGAUCCAGCUCCUGCUGCUGGGGGACCUGCUGGAGCAGCUGGACUGCGGCCGCGCCGAGCUAGAUGCCCUGCUCGAGUCGCCCGACCCGCGGCCCUUCCUGGCAGGCUGGGGGCUCGUGGGGCAGCGGCUGGCAGAGCUGUCGGCCGUCAUGGACAGCUUCCUGGCCAUGAUGGUGCCGGGGCGCCUGCACAUCAAGCACCGCCUGGUGUCCGACGUUGGCGCCACCAAGAUCCCGCACAUCCGCCUCAUGCUGAGCACUAAGAUGCCCGUCAUGUUCGACCGCAAGGAAUCAGUGGCCCACCAGGACUGGGUCAGCCUGCGCUGGUUUGUCACCGUCCAGCCAGCGGCGCCCGAGCAGUUCGAGCUGCGCUUCAAGCUGCUGGACCCACGGACACAGCAGGAGUGCACGCAGUGUGGCAUCAUCCCUGUGGCCGCCUGCACCUUUGACAUCCGCAACCUGCUGCCCAACCGCUCCUACAAGUUCACCGUCAAGAGAGCGGAGAGCUACACGCUGGUGCACGAGCCCUGGCGGGACAGCCUCACCCUGGAGACCCGGCCGCGGCCCCCCAAAGGGCCAGCCCCCAGUCGGCUGGGCAGGCCAGGCCCACCCCUGACCACACCUCCCGAGAGAUGAUUUCCUAAUAUUUAUCCACUAAUACAGAGGAGUAUAAACUCACUUCCACAAUUCAAGAAACAAACCUACUUCCGUUUUAAA
This is a messenger RNA of Equus caballus (horse), 1479 nucleotides long. RefSeq names its product fibronectin type III domain containing 11 (gene FNDC11). Gene Ontology annotation, molecular function: protein binding. NCBI's taxonomy places the organism in Eukaryota, Metazoa, Chordata, Mammalia, Perissodactyla, Equidae. The record is from RefSeq and is a predicted model, not a curated record.